AUGGAUGGUGGUGAAGCUGCUGCAGCGAGCAGUGUCGAUGGUGGAACAGAGUCCAUUCGUGCAGCGAUGUUCGACGUCAAGGGCAACAUGUUGGGACAAUUUGCGGCUCCAUACGAGACUCGGCAUCCACAUCCAGGAUGGGCAGAACAGGAUCCAGACGAGUGGUGGCAGAGCAUGGGUAAAGCAGCAUUGUGUGUGGAUACAACUUGCUGCACAGUGGUAGCUUUGGAUGAUCACAAGAAACCCUUGCGACCAGCAUUGCUUUGGAUGGACUGCAGAGCUGCAGAGCAGGCAUCUGAAAUUCUGUCGAGAUGUAAGGAUUAUGAGAAGGAGAAUGGAAUCACCAAGAGCCUGAUAGCUGUCAACUGUGAUGGCAAUGGUCCUAUCAGUGCUGAGUGGAUGCUUCCCAAGGCCCUCUGGAUCAAAGCGAAGGAGCCGGAGGUCUGGAAGAAGAGUUCUACUAUAUGCGAGUAUCAAGACUUCAUCAACCUCAAGCUCACCGGGACACUCUGUGUCUCAAGUUGCAAUGCUGCGGCAAGGUGGCAUUGGAACGGACGAGAAGCAGUCGAGAAGGCUGAUGGAACAGGGGGGAGACCUCUAGAGCUGCUGCGAGCCAUAGACCUUGAAGACUUGCAAGAGAAAUGGCCGACAAGAUGUCUUGCAAUGGGGCAAGUGAUAGGAAAGAUCACUAAAGCAGCUGCAGACCACUUGCAACUGGCCGAGCACGUCGAUAUCGUGCAGGGCGGCCCAGACGCUUUUGUGGGGAUGGUGGGAUUGGGGUGUGUCGCUCCUGGUCUCCUGGGGCUCAUCACUGGAUCCAGCCACCUGCACGUGGCGGUGACGUCGGAGGCGAGGACAGCGAAGAACAUGUGGGGUGCGUAUGUCGGAGCUCCCCUUCCUGGCCUGUGCUUUGUGGAGGGAGGGCAGUCGAGCACGGGGAGCGUGAUGAGGUGGUCAAAGUCCCUGAUCUCCGGCAAGGAUGAGGAAGGCAUGGAGUACAAGGACUACGACCUGAUGGCUGCAAACGUCAGCGUCGGUUGCGAUGGCCUGGUUGCGCUGGAGACCUUUCAAGGAAGUCGAACUCCAACGACUGACCCGACAGCCCGCGGAGCUCUCGUGGGCCUGACGCUCAGUCACAGGAAACAGCACGUGUGGCGAGCUUUCCUUGAGUCCGUCUGCUAUGGCACUCGAGCUUGCAUCGACGGCUUGUCCUCAGCUGGGGUAGAGUUCCGGGAGAUCAAGAUGGCGGGAGGAGUGACGAGAAGCCAACUGUGGCUGCAGAUGCAUGCGGAUGUGACUGGUCUACCUGUGGUCUCCCCCCUCCUCCUCCUGCCUUUCAAACGUGCUUGA
Guillardia theta CCMP2712 is the source of this 1350-nucleotide messenger RNA. RefSeq lists its product as hypothetical. Gene Ontology annotation, molecular function: kinase activity. The transcript has 12 exons. The coding region runs from base 1 to 1350 and encodes 449 amino acids. Gene Ontology annotation, biological process: carbohydrate metabolic process. Lineage: Eukaryota; Cryptophyceae; Pyrenomonadales; Geminigeraceae. The record is from RefSeq and is a predicted model, not a curated record.